This is a messenger RNA of Cervus elaphus (red deer), 2069 nucleotides long. RefSeq names its product single-pass membrane protein with coiled-coil domains 3 (gene SMCO3). The record is from RefSeq and is a predicted model, not a curated record. The transcript is spliced from 2 exons. NCBI's taxonomy places the organism in Eukaryota, Metazoa, Chordata, Mammalia, Artiodactyla, Cervidae. The coding region runs from base 756 to 1433 and encodes 225 amino acids.
AUUCCCAUUUAUAAGUGACACCAUAUGAUGUAUCUUACUUCAAAGUGAGAGUUCUUUUAAAUGAGUUUGCAGAAGCCAUGCACCACCUCUAUCUAUAAUUUGGUACGAUAUACUGCCUUCAGCUUGACACUGCAGUCUUAAAUGUCUUAACUUCCUACCUACAUUAGGAAUUCUAUAAAAGCAGGGACCAUAUCUACUUCAUUUCCGUAGGCUCUACAGAGCGUAGCAUACUACCUUAUAAUAGUAAAGUACUACUAUCCAUUAGAUAAAUUGCUACUGCAUUAUUAAAUUACUUCCUUCAUUGGGCUCUUCAAGUUUCACCUGCCCAAAACAUAAUCCUUGGUUUCACCUUCAAACGCCACCUCUCCUCCACCUAGUUCUCUAGUGUUUAUCUCACUGUUGGGAUAGAAAUAAUUUUAAAGUGUAUUCAGUACUGGGGCAAGUAUACUGGCAGGCCUGCUGAAGAUCUCUCCGCAGAAAGAAACUGUCAAGUCCCCUUCCCCAAGUGAAAAAAAGGAAGGUAAGCCUGACUCAAGACAAUAAAAGUCUUUCUUCAUUAGAUGUAAAAAAUAAUUCUGAGCACAUCAUGAUGUUUCUUACUCAGACUUGUUAUUGGCACAAAAUUAUGGAUAUCUGGAACCCAGGAAAAAGACUAUAAAUGUGAACGCCCAAGGGUUUUUAGUAUGCAGAGGAAAGAAAACAUUACUUUUGCAGAUGAAAACACAGUGUCUGAUUUACGAGACCAUAUUUGAAAUAUGGCUCAAAGUGACUUCCUCUAUCCAGAGAAUCCAAAAAGGCGACAAGAAGUAAACCGUCUUCACCAGGAGCUCCUUGACUGCUUAUCUGACAGCUUCCAUGCCACCAAUAAGCUGACUGGGGUUUUAAACACACACUUAGGAUGUACGUUACCUUCCAUUGAAAUGAAAAGAGAUGGGACCAUCAAAGAAAACUGUGAUAUCAUCAUCCAAGCCAUGAUGAACAUCCAAAAAGAAUUGCAAAAGGUGGAUGAAGCACUAAAAGAUAAACUAGAGCCAACUCUUUACAGAAAACUUCAGGAUAUUAAGGAAAGAGAAACCGAGAAAAUUGCGAUAGUACAGAAGGUUAUUUCAGUCAUACUGGGAGAAGCUACUUCUGCCGCCAGUGCAGUGGCUGUUAAACUUGUGGGCUCAAAUAUCACAACUGGCAUAAUUAACAAGUUGGUCACUGUGCUAGCUCAGAUUGGUGCAUCUCUCCUCGGUAGCAUAGGAGUCGCUGUUCUUGGCCUUGGGAUAGAUAUGAUCUUCCGUGCCAUCCUGGGAGCAGUGGAGAAAACACAGCUUCAAGCAGCCAUCAAAAGUUACGAGAAGCAUCUGGUAGAAUUCAAGUCAGCUUCAGAAAAAUAUCAUCAAGCCAUUACUGAGGUCACCAACACAGUGAAACAUCAAAUGAAAUAAAGUUACUUUAUUUGCUACCAGAGUAUUUCUCUGCCUUUCUCUCCAUAAUGGUGUUUUGCUUCUCUGAUUAGGUUCAUUUUCCAUAAGCUUCCAACAAGAUAUAAAUACAGUAAACAACUCCGAGGAUUCUGAAAUGCUACAACUAAAUGACUCUAGAGUUUUCUAUCAACAAUGAAUGUCUGGAUCAGUUGGUGCUAGACCUGUGAGUGAAAGACUGCAUCCUGGGAUGUCCUCUCACUGUGCUCUACAGAUCAACAUUACGGUGAAUGCUAUUGCAGAGCAGCGUGUAGGGGUGACCUUUUCCAAUUCCCAGUCAAAAUCUUCAAAAUUUGCACUGAAUGAAGAGACUAUUACUAGCUUCAGACAUCAUUUAGUUCUAAGGGACAUAGUAACUUCUGCCCCCACAUGAAAGCUGAGCCUUAGAAUUGAACAGAAAGACUACAGUAAUUGUGACCAUCAGUUCAAAUGCAAUUUGCCCUAAACUGGAAGAGACUGAAUUUCGGUUUGUAACAAUUUACUUCAAAGGAGCCAACUGUUCUGGAAAGUUCUACUAAUUACUAAUCUGUAAUUCCGAUUGACUGUUCAGAGAAAAGUUAAAAUAUAAAAAAUAAAAAUUGUUGCUGUAAUUGCAAUCAA